Chenopodium quinoa (quinoa) is the source of this 693-nucleotide messenger RNA. RefSeq lists its product as uncharacterized. NCBI's taxonomy places the organism in Eukaryota, Viridiplantae, Streptophyta, Magnoliopsida, Caryophyllales, Amaranthaceae. The transcript is spliced from 2 exons. The coding region runs from base 1 to 693 and encodes 230 amino acids. The record is from RefSeq and is a predicted model, not a curated record.
AUGUCGGUGAGUGAUAAGAAGUUCAAUGAGAUGAUGACACACAACAAGAUGCUUGAAACCCAAAUCACUCAACUAGCCACCACUUUGAAAGAUUGUGCUAGACCUUCUUCACUACCCUCUCAAGGAGUUGAUCCUAAGAAACCCGUUUAUUCUAUCACCACAAGGAGUGGAAAAGUGCUUGAAGAGAGAAUUUCUAGGAAUAAUGAGAAGGAAGAGAAGAAGAGUGAUUGUGACUUAAGUGAGGAAAAAGAGAAAGAUGUGUCAAAGAGUGUGAGAAAAGAGGAAGUCCUUGAGAAAACGAAGAGUGUUGAGAGAGUGCAAGAGGAAGUGAGAAAAACCGACCUUCCAUAUCCCCAAAAGUUUAUGAGGAACAAGUUAGAUGAACAAUUUGGGAUAUUUCAUGACAUGUUUAAGGAGGUCCAUCUUUCUAUCCCUCUCACCAAAGCUAUGACCCAAAUGACUAGAUAUUCCAAAUUCCUUAAGGAUAUAUUGAGUGGAAAGAGGGAGUGCAAUGAGAUAGAUUUGGUAUAUCUUGGUGCUAGUGUUAGCAUUAUGCCUUACUCGGUGUUCAAGAAGCUUAAGCUAAGAGAACUUCUUCCUACGAACAUGACCUUGGAAUUGGCCGAUAGAUCUAGUAAGCUCCCAAAAGGAAGAGUUGAAGAUGUUCCCCUUAGGAUAGGUGCUAGAAAUUGA